CCCAAAUUGAAUAGGCAUCGCAACUGAAUGCACGUAUCCCCAGAUCACCACAUCGCCGAACACACACGCACUACAAACCACAUGGGCUAGGAGUACACAAGUCUCGUCCCACUCCAAAGCCGGCACGACAUGCCAUCAGUGUCAUCUCCAAUCGCCUUCCCCCCGAGCUCCUCGCCCGUCGGUGGGAAACGGCCGAAUCCGCACCAUGCCGUCGACCGGCCGAAACCCCUCGUUGCCGGGGGCUUCCUGGUAGAGGACGAGUCCGACGAUGACGAACCGACCGAGGAACCCCUACCCAAGAGGAGGAUGCUCGAUAACCUCGUGCAAGACAAAGAGAAUGGCCUACUUGACCCUGUUGAGCCCCAGCGGAUCCGGAAGCUGGACCUCGCUACAGCUGGCCCAGAUGGCAUUACAACCCCUCCCGAUAGCCAGCCGAAUGAGGAAUCGCAGCGGGAAGAACACGACCGUUACGGUCGGCUGUUCGGGAUCUCCCAGACGAGUCUGUUCACGAACCUGGGCCCCCAAACCAGACCGUCCUCUGAGAUGUUGACGUGCUCGGGCAAAUCGAUCCCAUUGCGCCAGAGGAAGGAAGCAACAAUCUCGUCUUACGAGAGUAUGGUUGCAGCAAGGUCCAGGACGAAAGAGGGGCGCGCGAAGCGAAGCUACUACGGUAUUGACAUCCACGAACUUGUCAGUGCCGCGUCGAAAGAGCUGUCGGAGAAGAAGCAAUCCGCACCCACGACUCCAGCGACACCCCCGGCGAAUGCCGAACAGCCUGUCCACUCGGUCGAGGACAACCAUACCAAUCUCAAGAAGCCGAAAUGUUCCAUGCUCUGGACUGAAAAGUACCGCGCGAGAACAUUCAUUGACCUUGUAGGGGAUGACCUCACAAAUCGCCAGGUCCUGCGGUGGCUGAAGCGAUGGGAUUCCAUCGUCUUCCCUCACGCAGCCAAGUCGAGGCCCGUUGUCGCCAGGCGGCCCGGGAGGCAGAUCCAGCCGGAGGAGGAGAAGCCACACCGCAAGAUCCUGAUGCUGACUGGCCCGCCAGGCCUGGGCAAGACCACCCUCGCCCAUGUCUGCGCUCGGCAGGCAGGCUAUGAGGUCAUGGAGAUCAACGCAAGUGAUGAGCGAAGCCGAGACGUUGUCAAGGGCCGCAUCAGGACGAGCUUGGGGACUGAGAGCGUCAAGACGGUCGAGUACAAGAAGCCGGGCCCGGGCAAGCAGGCCAAGAUUGCCCGCCCUGUCUGCGUUGUCGUCGACGAAGUCGACGGCGUCGUUGGUGGCUCUGGCGGUUCUGGAGAAGGUGGCUUUGUCAAGGCCCUGAUUGACCUGAUCCUGACGGACCAAAGGAACAGUUCUGUCGCCGCCAGUUCCUCAAACGUUGGACGAAGAAAGAAGCGUGGGGACGAUUUCCGGCAAAUGAGACCCCUGAUUCUAAUUUGCAACGAUGUGUACCAUCCAGCCCUGCGUCCUCUCCGACACUCCGGCUUGGCGGAGAUUGUUCAUGUUGGGAAGCCUUCCAUCGAAGCCGUUGUCACUCGGCUCAAGAGCGUCUUCGAGAAGGAGGGCAUCCCCUGUGAAAAAGAUGCCGCACGGAAGCUCUGCGAGGCUGCCUGGGGCAUGACGAGCGGUAUCGACGCCAAGAGAGGGGCUCAAAGCAAUGCCGAGGGAGACUUGCGAGGAGUCAUGGUUGUUGGCGAGUGGGUAGCUGGGCGACUGAAGGCUGCAUCGACGACGUCGCCGCCGCAGCUCACCCGCCACUGGAUCGAGCAGCAUGUCGCCCAUGAUCUGGCACAUGCUGGCGGCGGGGCAAGAGGAUUGGGACGAGGGAGUACAAAGGAGAUCGUCAAUCGCGUUUUUCAAGAAGGAGCCGGGUUUCCCAAGCCAGCUGUCGCGACCACUAAGCCCAAGAACACCCUCCACGAGCAGCCCCAAGCUCAGCUCGGCUUCUCGGAACAUCUGAAGAAGCAUGCCACAUCCCGGCUACGCGAGAUGGUCGACACCAGCGGCGAGGUAGACCGGAUUAUGACCGAGAUCUUUGCCGAAUACCCAAACCACGAAUUCAACGACGACUCCUACCUCACCAAACCCGACGCCGCGUACGAAUGGAUGUACUUCCACGACGCAUGCUCCUCCCGGCUAUUCUCCAGCCAGGAUUGGGAGCUCGCCCCUUACCUCAGCCAGCCCGUCCUUGCCUGCCAUCACCUAUUCGCCUCUCCCGCCCGCCGAUACAUCCCCACGGGCUACGACAGGAAGUGGGGCGAUGCCGCCGAGGAGGCCGCCGAGCAACCCCUGCCCUUCUCCGGGCCCCGCGCCGACUACGCGGCGUACGAGGCCCAGAAGGCCAACCGCGCCAUCCUGCAGAGCAUCCAGGGUGGGCUGCCGCCGUCCCUGACGCGCGCCUUCCGCAGCCCCGAACACGUCGCCACGGAUUUCCUGCCGUACCUGGUCCGGCUGGUCUCGCCCGACGUCAAGCCGGUCGUGAUCGGCGGCAGCGACAGGUUUGCCUCGGUGGCAAGCGUCCGGAGAGAGGGUGAGAAGGCCAUGGUGAGGCGCGCGGCGCAGACCCUGGAUGAGGUGGGCAUCGCGCUCCACAAGGGGAAGAUCGAGCCGGAUGGCGAUACGGGACCGGUGGCCAUGGCCCAGUGGGUGUACCGGAUGGAGCCCGACAUCGAUGCACUCGCAACGUUCGAAACAGCGGGGGCGCACGUCCUAUCAGUACAAGCCCCGACACGGUACGCCGUCCGCCAGGUCCUGGACCAGGAGCUGCAAAGGGCGGUCGCGUCACGCGAGAACGCCGCGCGGCAGGCUCGCUUCAUGGGCGGCUCCGGCGCGGAGGGCCACGCGUUCGUCGACGGGCAGAACGGGGCCGGCUGGAACGCCGCGCGGGGACGGCAGGACAAGGCCGCCGGGGCCCCCGCCCUUCCCGUCCUCGGCGCGAAGAGGGACUUCUUCGGUCGGGUCAUCGCUGAUGCGCCGCGCCCGCUGGGGGAGGGGGCGCAGGAGGAUGCAGGGGAUAAGGGGCGCAAGGUGGAUGAGGCGGAGGGGAGGAAGAAGGUCUGGGUUACCUUCCACGAAGGGUUGAAUAACGCGGUCAGGAAACCGAUAUCCUUGGAGGAGUUCUUGACGGGGUUGUAGGUCUGUGGAUUGGGGUCAUGCUUGAUCAGGUUAUGCGGCUCUGGCGGCAUUAUUAUUGAUUUUGUGCAUAUGGCUUCCCUUGGCGUGCUCGCCUUGACGAGCUGGAAGUUCACGUGAUAUCCAACUAUUCGAUCCUUCCUUUUUGGGAUGGCUGGGCUGCUAAACCCAUGUUCUGAUUGGCUGUACCUUUUU
Phialemonium atrogriseum is the source of this 3330-nucleotide messenger RNA. RefSeq names its product chromosome transmission fidelity protein 18. Gene Ontology annotation, cellular component: nucleus. The coding region runs from base 130 to 3138 and encodes 1002 amino acids. Gene Ontology annotation, molecular function: DNA binding; ATP hydrolysis activity; ATP binding. The transcript has 2 exons. The record is from RefSeq and is a predicted model, not a curated record. Lineage: Eukaryota; Fungi; Ascomycota; Sordariomycetes; Cephalothecales; Cephalothecaceae.